Messenger RNA from Anopheles maculipalpis, 957 nucleotides. RefSeq lists its product as uncharacterized. The coding region runs from base 1 to 957 and encodes 318 amino acids. NCBI's taxonomy places the organism in Eukaryota, Metazoa, Arthropoda, Insecta, Diptera, Culicidae. The transcript is spliced from 2 exons. The record is from RefSeq and is a predicted model, not a curated record.
AUGGACGUCCCUCAACGACAUAGACGUCCCUCGGUUUCGGUGCGUGUGGUCACCGGCAAACGUAAACCCUGGAGCUUUGUCUCGCAGCAUGAUGUAGCGCGAUUUAUCGCACUGGUAAAGCGUUUUCCCAAGCUGCAAACGUGCAUCGCACCAGAACGUCUCCUGCUGGAGUGGGAAAAGUUGGAGCCGGUGACGGGCAUUGCUGCGAAAUGCAUGUGUCAGAAAUGGAAACGGUUGUGCGACAAGUAUCGGAGCGAGUUGCGCCGCGAGAUGAAAACACCGCCAGACCAGUCCAACUCGAAAUGGGUUCACUUCGAGCGGAUGUCGUUCGUCCGGGACAUCGAGCUGAAGCGUAUCCGGAUGCAUAAUGGCAAGGAAAAAUUGUAUACCACCGACACUGAGCCAGAAUCUUCGAUUCUAGAAGCGAAUUCAACCGUUCCGAAGCGAUACGAUAUGAAGAACCAAAUGCCAUUCGCUGUGCCAUUGAACAGAGUCAAUGUUGAGUCAACCUCACCGAAGCGAUUCGUUGUGAAGAAACCCGUACAGCCCUGCGGAGGCGGAUCGCCGGCUGCGUCAUGCUCGUAUACGCAACCUUCGCUGCCGGUGAACAAGCUACACAAAGAAGCGCAGCCCAGGAAAUUGAUACACAUGCCGACGGGGCACGUUACGGUGUUAGGCUGCUCGGAGCAAAGCGUCCUGCAGGAUUUGCAGGAGCAGGCUGAACGUUUCGUGUCAAUGCGUCCCCCGGUACACCGUGUGCCCAUAACGGAUCCGCUUUUCCAAACGGCACACGACAAUGAUUACGAUUUUCUUAUAAUGCGCAUAUAUCCGCUGCUGGGAUUGUUUCCGAUGGAAAUGAAGCGGUUCUGUUACGAGACUGUGCAGCAGUUCAUUAUACGGCUGGCUGAGGUUGUAGAUCGGCUCAAUCGUAAAACGAAUAAUGAGCCGGUGAUUUAG